This is a messenger RNA of Brugia malayi, 351 nucleotides long. RefSeq lists its product as uncharacterized. The record is from RefSeq and is a predicted model, not a curated record. The coding region runs from base 1 to 351 and encodes 116 amino acids. The transcript has 2 exons. Lineage: Eukaryota; Metazoa; Nematoda; Chromadorea; Rhabditida; Onchocercidae.
AUGAUGAUCACUUGGGGCAAUCAUUUCUUGGGAAAAGAAUUCUGUCAAAUGAGCGAGGUAUUUAAAGCACGAUUUCCAGAUGACAACUGUCGAAGGCGUUUUCUCUCUAAUGACGACGGGAAUUCAGAACAAGAAAGCGCAACAGAUGUGAUGACAAGAUCAUCACUUGAUAGGGAACUGAUUAAAACGGCAGCAAAAGUGGCGCCAACAAGACCGAACAAAAGGACAAUCGUGGAAAGGAAGACACCUCACUUUAUAUUCAUGAACGGAUCAGCCUUCCCAGUGCCUAAAUAUAAUUUCCAGCGAAAACGAUUACUUAUUUUAACAAUGAAGAGGCACUCUGUUAUCUGA